GACACAAACACACACACACACACACGCACACAGAGCUCUCUACCGGCUCACGAAACAGCGAGCAGCGGUCCUUCCACAUUAGUGUAUCGACAGCAUCUUUAAAAAGCAGGGCUCUUCUGGACACCUUUCCAUCUAUCGGUGUUUCUUUUAAUUUGGCGUCAUUAUUUUGGAGAGAAGCGCCGAAGCUGUGCGGUGAAUCGGAUGGAGACACUUUCUGUGGUUUGACUCAGAAAGCGCAGCCACUUUGCUAACACACAAGACUGGUGCAGGUUUAACUGAAGUGGAAAAAAAGAAGAUCUGGUUAUCUAAGGAUUCUAUUUCUGAAGUAAAUAAACAGCCGAGACUUUCACAGCUCAGGAACUAUAUUAUAAGAAGGAUUUAACUUCCAUUUGGAGGUAAACAUAUAGCGUAAAAGUAGCCCGGCACAAAAGAGACGCCUUCAGAGGAAAGGAGACGGCCAGCUCAGCCAUGGAGGUCGCAGCGGCUGAUCAGUCUCGGUGGAUGGCGCACCAUCAUGCAGUACUGAACGGCCAGCACCCGGAUUCUCACCACCACAGUCUGAGCCACAACUACAUGGAGCCCAUGGCGCCUUUAUUGCCCCAGGACGAAGUUGACAUGUUUCUGAACCACUUGGACUCUCAAGGGAACCCCUACUACACCAACUCCCGGGCAAGGGUCGCAUACAGCCAAGCACACGCUCGCCUCACUGGGAACCAGGUUUGCCGACCACACCUCAUCCACAGCCCCGGUAUUCCCUGGCUGGACCCCGGGAAAGCAGCGCUGUCCGCGUCCCACCACCAUAACGCAUGGGCGGUCAGCCACUUCAGCAAACCCGGCCUGCACCCCACCGGCUCCGGCUACCCCUGCAGCAGCAGCACUGGCACGGCACCGGUGUCGUCGCUCACUUCGGCGUCCCACUCCAGCCCACACCUCUACAGUUUCCCCCCUACCCCUCCGAAAGACGUGUCCCCGGACCCCGGACCCACGUCUCCAUCUUCCUCCUCCCUCCUGGUCGAGGUGGAGUCGAUCAAGUACCAGGUGCAGCUGACGGACGGCAUGAAAAAGGAGAGCUGUAGUCCGCUUCGCAGCAGCCUGUCCUCGAUGAACAGCCAGGCCCCGGCCACGCAUCACCCCAUCCCGACGUACCCGGCCUACCCUCUGCAUACACCCCAUGAGUACAGCGGCAGUCUCUUCCACCCCGGCAGCCUGCUCGGCGGGUCCUCCUCCAGCUUUACGCCAAAAUGCAAGAGCAAGGCCAGGUCGAGCUCAGAACUAUAUGCAGAGGGCCGUGAAUGUGUAAACUGUGGCGCCACCUCCACCCCUCUGUGGCGAAGGGAUGGUACCGGCCACUACCUUUGCAACGCCUGCGGACUGUACCACAAGAUGAACGGCCAGAACCGACCACUUAUCAAGCCCAAACGUAGACUGUCCGCAGCUAGACGUGCAGGCACCUGCUGUGCAAACUGCCAGACCACCACUACCACCCUGUGGAGGCGCAACGGGAACGGAGACCCGGUGUGUAACGCCUGCGGCCUUUACUUUAAACUGCACAAUGUCAACAGACCCCUGACCAUGAAGAAGGAAGGCAUCCAGACACGCAAUCGCAAGAUGUCCAGCAAGUCCAAGAAGAACAAGCGAGCAGGGGAUGGCUUCGAUGAGCUAUCCAAGUGCAUGCAGGACAAGGCCUCUCACUUUGGCGGUGCACCCAGCCUCACUAGCCACAUGACCCACAUGGGUCACCUUCCCCCCUUCAGCCACUCGGGACACAUGCUGCCUACUCCCACGCCUAUUCACCCUUCAUUUGGUCACCCCCACCACUCCAAUCGCUCGCCGGUGUGGGCUGAGCCUCACUGAACUCCCUUCUAUCCCAGAACUCCUCCGCCUGUAGGAGCCACCACAUCGCCAUAAACACUAAAUGGCCUCCACAUCACGCCGAGAGCUUGUUGCGUCAUGUACAGUGGUUGGAGGGUAGAGGACUUUCAGUUGGACUUGAUGACUGAAGGUCACGUCAUGCCUGACCUCACUGAUGGGACGCUGCAGAGCAGGACUUUAGCGGAUUCUAUGAAGAGCUAAUAAGACGAGGGGUUUCGUAGUCCCUAGGUGACUGAGGCUUGCAGGAAUGGAGUGAAUGGAGACGCUUGUCAUUCUUUUUGCUUAUUUUUACUAAGUCACUUUGGUACCCACCUCUCCUUGACCCUGUAACAGGAGACUCACGAGAGGUCUUAAAACAAACCGCUGUUUUCACAUCACGAUCAUCUCAUUAUACACUGAGAUACGUGCAUCCUGUCCAUCCCCAGGCUAUCAACCACAACUGCUGCGGAUGGACAGACAAACCCUCAGUGCUGGAGGUCUAAAGAUUGGCUGACAGCACCUCUGCUACGAACCAGUCAGACUACAGUACCCACAAACCAGUGCUCUCCUCACAUGCUGGAUUGUACGCCACCACGAUGCUCACCACCUGUUUUUAAUAAUGGACUUUUAUGGAAAAACACAGUAAAUAGAGUGUUUAUAAAUGCUUAAUUGCUAUUAUUGUUGUUAUAUUUGAUGUUAUAAUUAUUGCUACGAUAAUUUAUUUUCCCUCUUUAAGCUUUUGUCAAAGACACAUGGAAACUGUUAUGAUUUUAAUUUCAUGGUUAUCACGUAAAGAAAAACACUGACCUAUCUUAGAUGAAAAGUCCCUGAGCUGUACGUUUUUAUCAUUUUUCCAUCUCACAAAAGU
Messenger RNA from Plectropomus leopardus (leopard coralgrouper), 2719 nucleotides. The record is from RefSeq and is a predicted model, not a curated record. NCBI's taxonomy places the organism in Eukaryota, Metazoa, Chordata, Actinopteri, Perciformes, Serranidae.